Molecule: messenger RNA, 5193 nt
Organism: Nycticebus coucang (slow loris)
Lineage: Eukaryota; Metazoa; Chordata; Mammalia; Primates; Lorisidae
Gene: TIA1
Product: TIA1 cytotoxic granule associated RNA binding protein
Exons: 12
Coding region: 1896-2639 (247 amino acids)
Cellular component (GO): cytosol
Molecular function (GO): mRNA binding
Source: RefSeq, a predicted model, not a curated record
CCGGGUCACUUCGCAGGCUGCUCCUAGGUUCCCCGGCUCGCCGCCAUCUUGUAUUGGGGCUUCAUUGUUCGCUCCGGGCUGGCCGGUUUAGUGUAAUUGCUGGCGAAGGAGGUGGAGUAACCUCUGGUCAGCCGAGAAACCCCGCUAUUCCGCAGUCAUAGCCGCUUAAACGAUUUGGCACGUAGUGAAGGGCAGGGAACUGGACCUGGAGGCGCCGCCACGACAGCAGCAGCCAUGGAGGACGAGAUGCCCAAGACUCUACAGCUGGAAAUGAUCCAUAUUGUUUUGUGGAGUUUCAUGAGCAUCGUCAUGCAGCUGCAGCACUAGCUGCUAUGAAUGGACGGAAGAUAAUGGGUAAGGAAGUCAAAGUGAAUUGGGCAACAACCCCCAGCAGUCAAAAGAAAGAUACAAGCAGUAGUACCGUUGUCAGCACACAGCGUUCACAAGGUAAUUGUAUCUUCUUAAACAUAAAAUGAAAUCUCUUGAAAGGGUAUUCACUAACCACUUGAAGUUUUUUUUGUUUCAUACUGGGGUGGGGGAGAGGGGAGGGAGGAAGUGUAGUAUUUCUUUUUGUCUCUCUGGCAAUAUAUUUACCCCUUCUUCCCAGUGUUGACCAUGUGUGGCUUGUCCACUAAGUUCUAGUCCAAGCUUUCAGAUCCCCUUGAUAGCAGCUGAUGCCUUAGAAAUACUCUCACAAACUGAAGGGCAGUAUACCCUGUUUCCUUGAGGUCACCUUCUGACCUUCAUACCCAAAUAUUCCAAAUGGUAGAGUUGCUCCUGAAACUUUGUUUCCCAAAGAGCAACCCUAUAUGUUGCUUAAGGCCUGCCAAAUAUGGGUAACUUCUUUCCAAAUGUACCUUGUCAAAAUUGAUAUAUAUAUAUUUUCACUUUAAAGUGUUGGUCCAACAAUUUUGUGUUUUAAAGUGUUUCUUUUUUUGAGAAUUGUCUUUUUUAAAAAGUUCAGAUAUUUCUCUCCAAUGCUUUUUUAAUGGUUCUGAUAUAAAGUGAAGGGAUUACUGUUUUCAUUCUGUUGCCUUCAGUCUUAGUUCACUUGCACAUGGAUUCACAUAAACUGAAUGGUGUAAUGUCUGGGCAACCAAAACUGUUGGCUUUUGAGAAAACUGUCAAAUACUUUAACAUCAAACUGUUGCAAUGCAAGGUAUUUCUUUGAUUGUUCUUCACAAAAUAUGGUUAAACCAAGUAUAUCAUGUAGCUAGCUUCGGUAAAUUGUGUUAACUGAGGCAAAUCUAGUCUUCGUAAUUCACAAUACCACUACUUUAUUUUAAAAAUUUAUAAAGCCUUAAUAUAGUGGUAAACUUAAUAAAAGUAAAGAAUUAUUAUUAGAAUGGUAACUAUGUGAUUAAAUUUUUUGCAGAACUGAAAUUUCUUAUAUAAUAUUAGUUUAUUGUCUUAGAUCAGUAUAAUAAUUAACUGUAUAUAGAAAUAUAACUGUCAGUUUCUAGUUAGAUGUAUCACAGUCUUUUUAGGAAAAUUUGUACUGUAUUAUUACCUUGAUUCAUUAUGUUUAACAUUGAUAGGAUUUGUAUAGGUAGAAGAUAGUGUUUUAUGGAUACUUUAUUAUAAUUCAUAAAUCAUUUUGAGAAUACUAGAUAGAUUUUAGUAUUCGUUAAAUUCUAAAGUUCUGUUUUUCUUUUCACUUCCCCUUCCUUCCCCUUAAAAGAUCAUUUCCAUGUCUUUGUUGGUGAUCUCAGUCCAGAAAUUACAACUGAAGACAUAAAAGCUGCUUUUGCACCAUUUGGAAGAAUAUCUGCCUGUUUUGUUCAUGUGUCCUGAGAGAACAAGCAUUGUGACAUACCUGGCUAACUUAAAAGCAGAUUGCCUGUGAAGCACAAUUUGAGUCCAAUUUUUUGAGAGAUGCCCGAGUGGUAAAAGACAUGGCGACAGGAAAGUCUAAAGGAUAUGGCUUUGUCUCCUUUUUCAACAAAUGGGAUGCCGAAAACGCCAUUCAACAGAUGGGUGGCCAGUGGCUUGGUGGAAGACAAAUCAGAACUAACUGGGCAACCCGAAAGCCUCCAGCUCCAAAGAGUACAUAUGAGUCUAACACCAAACAGCUGUCAUAUGAUGAAGUUGUAAAUCAGUCUAGUCCAAGCAACUGUACAGUAUACUGUGGAGGUGUAACUUCUGGGCUAACAGAACAACUAAUGCGUCAGACUUUCUCUCCAUUUGGACAAAUAAUGGAAAUCCGUGUCUUUCCAGAUAAAGGAUAUUCAUUUGUUCGGUUCAAUUCCCAUGAAAGUGCAGCACAUGCGAUCGUUUCUGUUAAUGGCACUACCAUUGAAGGUCAUGUUGUGAAAUGCUACUGGGGCAAAGAAACUCUUGAUAUGAUAAAUCCUGUGCAACAGCAGCAGAAUCAAAUUGGAUAUCCACAGCCAUAUGGCCAGUGGGGCCAGUGGUAUGGAAAUGCACAGCAGAUUGGCCAGUACAUGCCUAAUGGUUGGCAAGUACCUGCAUAUGGAAUGUAUGGCCAGGCAUGGAACCAGCAGGGAUUUAAUCAGGCUCAGUCUUCUGCACCAUGGAUGGGACCAAAUUACGGAGUACAGCCGCCUCCAGGGCAGAAUGGCAGCAUGUUGCCUAAUCAGCCUUCGGGGUAUCGAGUGGCAGGUUAUGAAACCCAGUGAAAAAGGACUCCAGAAUCUAAAGCCAGUGGCUUGAGGCUACAGGGCGUGUAGUGGAGCCAUUGUUUACUUAAAGAUUUAUCAAAUCAGUCAGUGCAAAUGUCAGAUACAAUGUAUUUAUUUAAAAGAUUCAUUUUUUAAUCAUGAAAUUACUUAUCAUCCACAUUGUUUAAAAAGAAACAAGAUGCUGGAUGUCUGCCAAUUUUUGCCUUCAUUACCUUUUUUGAUAAAGUUUCUCAGAUCCUUGUUUCAAAUACAAAAUGCAGGGAUUGCUGCCACUUUUUAAAAAUUAAGAGGCAGAAAAUUGCACAAUGUUGAACUUUUUUCCACUAAAGUAGUGUGCAGUUCUAGUUUGCAUUCCUGAUAUGAUUUAAAACAUGUAAUAUAAAGAUGUUAAAAAAAAAGAAAAAGAAAAACCAAAACUGUGCAGAGUCUAGAAGUUAUUUGUAAUCUUCAGCUUGUGCACAUUUCUGUUUUAGGUUAAAAAAGUAGGCAUUGUUUGAGCUGUCCCAUCUCCACUGUUAUCCCUUUGGAAUUUUUUAAUAUAAAUUAUUAGUUUACGUUGUUUUUGUAUACAUUUUUUCACAGAUUUGUCUUGCCUUAUUAAAGUUCUGUAAAAUAUACUUAAAUGGAAAAAAAUGAUGUUCAGUUAGAUUGAAAACUUUUCUCAGAUGGAUUGAUAAUUGCAUUCAUCUUGUGUUUUAUAUGAGAAGGUGCCUCAAGAACUCCCUGUUGGAUUUGUUUAAAAGGAUUUUUAUCUUCUGUGAUAAAUUUUGCUGUGUACCAGGAACUAUGAAAACAAAAACUUGUUACUAAAGAAAAUCUCUGAAAUGUGAUAAGUUCUUAUGCCAUGUUAAUUUCACGUGUCAACAUCUACAUGUACAUGUAUUUUUUCAUUAUGUAAAACGUUUUAGCAAUUUAAUAUUUUGCACAGUUAGCAAACUUUGUAUGUCAUUUCCUUCUUAAAGGCAUCAUGCAGAGCUGACAUGAGAUUUAUAAGGUUUUAAGUUGUUUGCAUGUGAAAAUCAAAUACACACUUUGGUAGUCUUCGAAUAGAAAGUCAUCCGCUCUUGUUUUUCAAGAAUUUUGAGACGAAAAGUUGUAUGUAAAGGAGUAUAUUAAUUUGCCAUUUUCUAGUUAGAUUUACUCAAAAGGAGUAAAUCAGUUUAAUUUUAAUAUGUACAAAUGAUAGCUGUGAAACUGUAGAAUAUCUUUAUGUCAGGCUUGAGUUACAUUGUGAACUCCAAAGCUAGCCUGAAGGACCAGCCGGGCAAAGCAUUUUUAAAUGUUCAGAGGCCAAAAGAUUAACAAAAAAACCUUAAAAUCCUACCUCCUUAAACAGCCUUCAAAGAAGAGAAUCCUCGGUGCAGUUAUUAUUUUGAUUCUUUUAGUACUUGUUUUCCUGGAGUUCCCAAUUUUAUUAUGUUUGGGUGGCUCCAAGCAUUAAGAGGGUUAAUCUUUGAUGGCAUUGUUGUAGUUUUGAAAUUUCUAGUACAUUUCAGAGUCUCCUAGAAGAGUUGUGGGAGGUUUUAUUUUCAGUGAAAGUCACAAAACUCCUUCCUUUACUCACAGACAGGAAGGGUUCCCAGGAUACAUAUUUGAAUGGUUGGUGGUUUUCAGGACCUUUAGAGAGCUCCCAGCAUUUUAUUUAGAAAUAAAAAAGGCCUAUGAAAUCUCAAAUUUCCUGGCCUGUAUCUUCCAGGUAGGGGCAAAUGACUCUAGCUAGUCUCUAAGCCGAUACCCUGUAAUCAGAGCCCAGGAAAAAUAGCUCAUAAGUAUAUGAUUCUCUGGAGCUCAAUUCUAUGCAGUUGUACUGAUAUUCCAUUAAGUCACUGUGUAUUUUUAAGUGUUGAUACAUGAAAAAUUGCUUUAUAAAAGAUGAGUAAAUUUUUUAAAAUACUUGGAAAUUUAAUUUCCUUGUUAACUUCUAUAGACCAGGGCAUGGAACCAAAAGCAGCUUAAAUGAAAUACUGAAAAAAAAAAAAAUAUCAGGAAGUUAUUUUUAGAUUCUUCUGGCUAUGUUCCUACUUUAGGACCCUCCUUUUUCUCUUAUUAAAAAAUAUUUUAUUUCCUAUACAUCUCAUGGACUGCAGGGUAAAUUAUUUGGGCAUAAAUAAUUUAAUCCAAACAAAAGUAUAGUUUUUCUUUAAUUUUGACUAAAGUAAUAACAGUUUUUAUUAGCCAACAUGGUUUCUUAUUACACAAGUCUUAAAAUGUUCAUUGACUACUACUUUUUGAGAAGAAAGUGGUGUCAGUACUCAUGGUGAAAAUGUUACUACUGAACAAACUCACAUUUCAGGAAUAUGCUAACUCUGGUUUAAAUCUUACACUGAGUGUUAAAUCAUUGAAGGAAUUUUCAGUCUAAAAUUCAUACUGGUAGAAGAAUCAGGUAAGGAAAUUAAAGUUUUUUAAAUGGUUUCAUUCACUAUAAUAUACAUUUAGAUUUUACUUUCUGGUACUGUAAAGAAACUGAAGUGAUUCACACAUAAUGGGUCAUGAAUUCAGUAUUCUUUACCCUGACUGUUUGGAUAUUAAAAUUCCUUUAUGUUUUCUAUAA